CGCCCUUUGAUAAUGCAGCAUGGGCGAAAAUACCAGAGUCGAAAGCUGCAGCUGAGGAAGCGGACCCGUGUACUGUCAACGGUUUUUGACGGUUGAACGUAAGUGAUGUUCCAACGAUGCCGAUAGUCGAUAAACUCAAGGAGGCGCUAAAACCUGGCCGAAAGGACACGGGUGAUGAAGGCGACCUCAACAAACUCUUGGCUUCUUCUGCCAAGAAGGUCCUUUUGCAGAAGAUAGAGUUUGAGCCUGCCAGUAAAGGUUUCUCCUAUCAAUUGGACAGCCUGAAGAACAAGUAUGUGAUCCUCAACCCCAGAAAUGAGGGCGCUACAGGCCAGAAGGCAGCAGAGCCUGCCCAGAUAAAGCGGCAAGUCUCAGAGAAUGUGAUCGGGAGCCAAAGUGAUGGGAUCCCGGCCCCCCAGAAGAUGCUGUUUCCAGGGAACAAGCUCACCCUUAAAUGGGAGCGCGUGUACAGGGUGGGAGCCGGUCUCCACAACCUUGGGAACACCUGCUUCCUUAACUCCACAGUCCAGUGUCUCACCUACACACCGCCACUUGCCAACUACUUACUCUCCAAGGAGCACAGCCGUGCCUGUCACCAGUCAGGCUUCUGUAUGAUCUGUGUAAUGCAGAAUCACAUCAUCCAAGCCUUUGCCAACACGGGCAACGCCAUCAAGCCCGUCUCCUUCAUCAGAGACCUGAAAAAAAUUGCCCGGCACUUUCGCUUUGGAAGCCAGGAGGACGCCCAUGAAUUCUUGCGGUACACCAUCGAUGCCAUGCAGAAAGCCUGUCUAAAUGGCUACCCUAAGCUGGACAGACAGACCCAGGCGACAACGCUGGUUCAUCAGAUCUUUGGAGGUUACCUCAGGUCAAGAGUGAAAUGCUCUAUUUGUAAAAGUGUGUCAGAUACAUAUGACCCUUACCUGGACAUCGCUGUGGAAAUUAGGCAAGCAGCAAACAUCGUCCGAGCCUUGGAACUGUUUGUAAAACCAGAUGUACUGAGUGGAGAGAAUGCCUACAUGUGUGCCAAGUGCAAAAAGAAAGUGCCGGCCACCAAGCGCUUCACAGUCCAUCGAACAUCUAAUGUACUGACGCUUUCACUGAAGAGGUUUGCCAACUUCAGUGGAGGAAAGAUAACAAAGGAUGUUGGCUAUCCAGAAUUCCUGAACAUCCGCCCGUACAUGUCUCAGAGCUCAGGAGAUCCUGUUAUGUAUGGCCUCUAUGCCGUCCUUGUGCACUCUGGCUACAGCUGUCACGCUGGCCACUACUACUGCUAUGUCAAGGCAAGCAAUGGUCAAUGGUACCAAAUGAAUGAUUCAAUGGUGCACUCCAGCAACAUCAAAGUGGUGUUGAACCAGCAGGCCUAUGUGCUUUUCUACCUGAGGAUCCCUGAAACAAAGAAGAAUGCUGAUGGGCAGACGACCAAGCAGGGCGUGUUGCAUCCUGGGAAGAACAGUGCGUCGUCCGAGCAGAUAAAGAGGGCAAACUUGAAUGGCCCGUUAUCAUCCCCCCAGGUCACAAAGAAACUUGAACCUGCACAGCUGCGCAAGAUCCAGUCCAUGGACGGCGGUUUAGGUUUACCCGUUUCCAGGAACGGCGUGAACUCUCAACCGCAGCCCAGAAUUUCCAACUGGACGUCAUCCUCCAACGGCCCGCCCAAGCUGCCAGGUGGGCCCACGGUCAUCGAGGAACCUUUCAAGAAGCUAAAGAAGCCAGCUCCCCAGAGCCAAGCGCAGUCCCGCAGCAGCACUCCAACCCCCUCCAACAACGGGGUGAGCAGGACGGAGGGAGAUAAAAAGCAGGGCGGAGAGGGAAGAGGCAUGGCAGCGUCUACCUCAUUUAAGUCUUUGUCUGACUCUUCCUCUGCUGACACCGUCGACUCAAAGGACUCUGUGGGCCCAAAAAGUGCUCCAGUAGGAGAGACUCCCUCCACCCCAAGGAAAGGCCCUAACGGUGUGUCGUCUCCAGCCAAGAGCGUGGAGCGCUCUCAGAGCACAGAGGAGCAGAAGACGGCAAAAAUUAAAGCCCCCGUCCUCAACAACAUCACAUCAGAAGCCACCAGCACCAUGUCACCUCCACCUGCCAAGAAGCUGGCACUGUCAGCCAAAAAGGCUCGCAGCCAGAAUCCGAGCAGCAUUGAUGCUCCGCCCCCUUUGCCACGCCAGCGAUCCAGUGACCCUACGCAUCAAAAUCAACUUAACCCUCUCACCUUAGCCUCACCUACUCACAAUCACAGAGCUGGUCCAUUCCAUUUCCCUAAAGUCCAGUCCUCAUCACAGCUGUUUGCCCAGCAGAGCCCUAAGAAACCGUCUUCUUUGUCCACACAGCAAAAACAAACUGCCAGCCUUUCUUUCAAAACAAAUGGGCUUCACAGUUUCAGCCUGAAGAGCCCCAAGUCUUCGAACAACCCCAGCUCCCCGGUGAAAGACCCAGACCUCGAUAGCCCUGGAGCUCAAACAGCCAGCCAGAAGAAGAGGAAGAAGAAAAAGAAGCGGCGCCACUCUGAGGUGGAGCCUGAAACUGAGCCAAUAACAACCCCACCUGUUAAAGAAACACAAAUCAACCUAUUGGAAUCAGCGAGCGAGAAGAAGAGGAAGAAGAAAAAGAAAAAGCGGAAGAGGGAGAACGAGGAUGGAGAGAAAGUGAAGGAGAGGGAGUGUGUGCCAUCUCACCUGGACUCGUCAAACCAGGACGAGGAUUGGUGUCAGGGUGGCAUGUGGAGUCUGACAUCCAAUCAGGAUGCAGAUCAGACUCAGCAAAAGCCUCAUAUAGAUGCAGCAAGUCCCCAAAGGCAGCGUGAGUCAAACCAGACAGAAAAGGGAAGCAACUCAGUAAAGUUAAAAAAGAAGAAGAAGAAGAAAAAGAAGAUGCAGCUCGAGGAGUCUCUGCAGGACACAGCUUCCGCAUGCUCUGCUUCAGAUAGCACUUCAGAGACAAAGGCCACAGCUGUACUGAAUAAUACAGGAAAUUUGACGGUGUCAAAAAAGAAAUUAAAGACAAAGAAGAAGAAGAGGCUAAAAGAAGAGGUGGGGCUGUGGGAGGAGAGUAGGCGAUGCUCAGAUGUAAAAAACGAGGAGCCUGAAGCAGCAGCAGAGACCCCUUCAAAGAAGAUCAGCAUGGAGAACAGCAAACAGAGUCAACAAAGUGCAGCAGCUGUAGUAAUGUGGGACAGCCAAGUGAAGGAUGGAUACAAACGCAGCCAGGCACCAGCGGCUGAUGGGGACAAACCUGCCCCUGCUGCUCCUGCUGCCUGGGAUGGAAAGAAGACGAGCGGGGUGGUGGAGGAGCUGCUGAAGAACGCUACAGAUAAAGCUUAUGGAGCCAAUGUCCUCAGUUGGGAUGGAGAGGUCUCUGCUAUAAGUCUCGAUGCUGCUGAAGAUGUCCGCCAUGCCCAGAGUGACACUGUGAUCGAUGAGUGGGAUGAAGACUUCGACAGGGGGAAGGUGAAGAAAAUCAAAAACUAUAAAAGAGAGAAGUGGAGAGGUGGCAUCAGCAUCUUUCAAAAGAUCCAGGACAGACGGAACAAGUGGUCCGUAACACCCGGAGGGAAGAGGGUUUUUGGAGUCCGGCGCUGAAAGUCUUGCUGGAUUUUGCGGUCAUGUUGACUGGAAACCAGACGACAAUACUGUAUACCAAACUCUUGUUAUUUUUCUACAUCUCUCUUGUGUUAACACAAAUCUCUGAGUUAUAAAUGAGCCCAAAGCAGCUUUCCUCAAUCUCAGCUCUAAAAAACACGAGAUGUUGUCUGCAGGUUUUAGUAACAAUGGCCAGUAUGAUUUGACAGCUCUUUUAAUAAACCAGUGGCUCAAGCCUUCCUUGCAAUUAGGAUUUAACAGAAAUGCUCACAGCUCCAUGAUGGCUUUCUUUUAAUUUGUGUAAUUGCCCUCAAAAAUCUUGAGCUGCUAUGAAAUUAAUGUAUUCAAGGCUUCAGAGUUGUCCUGUAUGGGAGUGAAUGGGUUAAGUAGGAUGGAUAUCAAAGAAGUGACCUUUUGUCUUUACAGCUCCCCUGCAAUUAGUCUACACCAAAUUAUGGAGUUCCAAAUAUAUUCUUUAAAAUCUGUUUUUUAGAUUUCUUUAUAAUUACCCUUUGUUAUAUAUUUAUCCACCAUUAUUUAAUUUUUCUGCUGUGUCUGUGCCAUGUGGCUGGUUUUUGAGGACCAAAUUUUGCCUGCUUAUUGUUGGUGAAAUGAGGGUUUAAAAUUGCCACCUUUUUUAUGCAUGUCCAAACUGGUUCAAGGAAAAAUUUCUGUGUUUUUUAUUUUUUUGGUUUAAAGAUGAAACAUUUGAGUCCACAAAAAAGUGUUAGCUCAUUUGUAUCACUUAAUCUUACAACCAUUUCAGAAUGGGUGCGUGGUGGCUGCGUCUCCGCUGCAUCGUGGUAUGAUUUUAAUUUCCACAGACAUGUUAGGUCAGGGAUUUAAGACCACCUGCAUGAGCACUGCGUCAGAUGAGCUGAGAGUGUGACUGUCUGAUCUGAUUUUUUUUUUUCCAUGGUCUUAAAGCAAAAAUCAAAUUAUUUCAAGGGUCAGACCAACAACGCCACACGCCGCUCUUUUCCCAUCGACUUCCUUCCUCUCCCUGGUCUGUCUUGAUUUCCUGCAUCAGUGUGAGAACUCAGGCCAUGUGCGACUAUCGUUCUGGUCGUGUGUCAUAAACAUUUCAGUUGCACAGUGAAUGCUGAGAGUAGACCACCACUGUUACACAGUAAGAUGCAUUCAGCCCGAACAAAGGCAGGGAUCAAAACCUAACAGAAGCAUAAGGGGGGUGGGGGGGGUGGGUUCACAAAGGGCGGCAGCCAACACGCAACACACAUGUGCCUGGUAUGACAGAAGUGAUGGCACAAGCCAAAGCAGAAGCAUGCUGCAGCUGUCACACAGCAAACAUGCACCCAGUCUGAAACGAGGGUUAGAUGUACCCACUAGGAAAGGGAAUUGGAAAUUUGUGAUAAUGACCCUUAUCAAUACUGCUAUCCCUCUUUUAUAGGAGAAAAGUUGUUUAAUUGGUCGCAGAUACGCCAGUUGUGUUUUUACCAGAACUGGUAAAUCCAUUUUAAAAUGACAGGGAAGCCAAAUUUACAGCUGAGAUUUUAUUUUGUCUUUACGUUUGAGCACAUCAUGAUAUUUUUAUUAUGUUUUUAAUAAAACAUUCUCCUAACAGACAUUUUACCACACUGUAAUGUAACACAAGUCGCCUCAGUUAGUUAGCUAACUGGCUUUCCUCCUGCUGGAUUCGACACAAAUUUCAACAUUUGAAUGUCAAUUUUAACCAACAGGACAUGUUACAAAGUCUAGGUGAUCUUAAGUGGCUGCUUUGGAUGGAGGUGAAGAAUUGGCUUUUUUUAUUUAAUGGACUCAGAAGGCUCAAUAGCAGUACUGAUAAGCUAAACCAUUAUCAGUUUUUGGGUUUGCAAAAUGUGGAACCAGCUUGUGAUCUCUACCCCUAGUACUCACGUGCAAAGUGCAUGGUGCUUUUUUCAGAGGCCAACCUGGGGUUGUUGGAUGAAUUCUUAUGUUAGCAGUUGUUUCCUACUGGGCAGUUAAUCAGCUCUGUAACUCCUCAUCAGUCCAGCGUUCAGACGCCCUCCAUCUACAGACCUAACUGUUUCAUUUUCAAAAACUCUGCUGAAAUAAAACGGUAACAUUUUCUACUUUAGGCACUGUGUUGGAAUGGGACCGCCACAUGCUGACACUUUAUUUUUCCCUCGUACGUUAUCUCUCUAUGCAAUUUUCUGACAGUCAUGCUGGUCUCAUUGAAACUGGGCUAAGACUCAGGAACCUGACGUCCUACAUCCCAUCUUCAUCUCUGAUCAAACUCCCCCUGGGCCACAUCAGCCUCUCCUUGAUGAACAUUUUGCAUCCUGUACAUCCUGUAGAAACGAUUUUAUACAAACUCUUUCAGGUGUGGAAACCAUGGGAUCAUGUUGCACCAACCCAGGCACAGAUGCAUAAAGAAACUAAUGUAACAAAAUGCUUCGCCACUGUAGAAGACUGUACAGUCCAUCUUGUGCUACCCGUUUCCCUCCAAUGCUGUAAAGACUUGCCCAUGCAUUUCUUUUCAUUCUAGAGAUGUUGCCUUGAAUUGGCUAUAAAAAGUGUAGGAUUUAAUGUUAUAAAUAUAUAAUUUAAAGAAGAAAAGACAGAUCUUUAAUGUGCUACUAAUACUCAGAUCAGUUGGUGGAUAUUAACCAGAGAAUUAAUCUGCAAAUGUGUUAGUUCAUUUGUGUACAAGAGAGUUGUCUGUUUCUGCGCAAGACCUUCCCAGUGUCACUGUAGUGUGUACAGUACAUGAGAAGAUACCACAGUCUGAUUUCCAUAGGAUGUUCUUGUCGGCUGUGGAGUUGAAGUAGUUUGUGACUCUGAAACAGACACAGGAGCAUUUCCCAGUGUGUGAAUGGACGGUUCACAUGUUUGCAUUGAUGGUUCUAUAUAUGGCGCCACCUUUUCUGACCAGGGAAGAGAGCUUUCAUAAUGAAAGCGGCUCUUACCACACUAUAGGUAACUAUCAAGGUGCAAUAAAGUUGUGACUUUUGUGAAA
Messenger RNA from Cheilinus undulatus (humphead wrasse), 6531 nucleotides. It is a transcript of the gene usp36, whose product is annotated as ubiquitin specific peptidase 36. The record is from RefSeq and is a predicted model, not a curated record. Bases 117 to 3572 code for a protein of 1151 amino acids. Gene Ontology annotation, molecular function: cysteine-type deubiquitinase activity; cysteine-type endopeptidase activity. Gene Ontology annotation, cellular component: cytosol; nucleus. The transcript is spliced from 20 exons. NCBI's taxonomy places the organism in Eukaryota, Metazoa, Chordata, Actinopteri, Labriformes, Labridae. Gene Ontology annotation, biological process: protein deubiquitination; regulation of apoptotic process.